Molecule: messenger RNA, 452 nt
Organism: Lindgomyces ingoldianus
Lineage: Eukaryota; Fungi; Ascomycota; Dothideomycetes; Pleosporales; Lindgomycetaceae
Exons: 2
Coding region: 54-317 (87 amino acids)
Source: RefSeq, a predicted model, not a curated record
CGACAUUCGAGAAAGAACUAUUCACAGGCAGGGAUACGCAAGUUAGCUCCCGCAUGUCACGCAUGGUGAUUGGGUGCGCGUCCGCAGUGAGUGGCUUUUGGGGUGAUUCGUUUCUGCGAUGUGCUGCCACUCAGCGCUUGUCACUGGCACUCUGGAGAGGAGGGGCGCACUUCAACCGCCUGCAAUGGAUGCCAGCGCUGGGGGCUCGUUCGAUGGCUCGGCUGACAGACCUGGCAGCGGGCCAACCGCUGGCGACCACACGGCCAGACGGCAGAGCUGGGCGCUGGGCAGAGCUUGUCGGGAGGGCCUGCCUUUAAACGGGGUUAUCCCGCCGCACUCAAGCUUCCUGCAUCGCAAAACUAGAGGCUGAGGUCCUGCAUAUCCAUCGUGAACGACGGCCUUCUUGGUCCUGGGACCGCCCAGCGACGACUAAUUGACGACGCAUUUCGCCU